Adineta steineri is the source of this 393-nucleotide messenger RNA. NCBI's taxonomy places the organism in Eukaryota, Metazoa, Rotifera, Eurotatoria, Adinetida, Adinetidae. The record is from the annotation of a GenBank genome assembly.
AUGAACUCAAAAAUUAAAAUUGAAACUUUUGAGAAGAAUUUAGAGGUGAUUAGCAAAGCACAAGCAGGUGAUAUGUUGAAAUUUCAACGAGGUUUGCACAGUCAUUGGGGGAUUUAUACAGGAAAUGGUGAAAUAAUUCAUCGAUGGGAUCCUAAUGGUGAUAUGAGCAAUGCUCAAGUUUGGAAAUCAAAAAUAAACGAUAUAAUGGCGUACGAUGGUGAUCUUCAAAUCCACAAUUUUCUUGAUGACAAAAAAAAACCAUUACCAAUUUCAGUUAUUGUUGAAAAGGCUGAAAAUGCUCUCGGUACAAAAGGUUAUGGUUUACUUGACAAAAAUUGCGAACACUUCGUAACUGAAUGCCGUUAUGGUCAAGCAACUUCUCGUCAAGUAUGA